UAUCUAUCUUUCUCUUUAUGGAUCAUCUUGAUAAAUAAUGUAAGGAGAUGAAAAGGAUUUAAAUAUUAGUUAAUUGGUCAGUGGUACCGUUAAUUUUUUUCUAAACAAGUGUUGUUAAUUUGUGUGAAAAUAGUAGGCUGUUAUUAAACAUCAGCCUUGUAGGUUGAAAUUUGAAAUUUUAACCAUCUUCUAAUUCCUUCCUUAUCUCCUCUCAUAGGGCAAUAAACCACUCACUUUUCUCAAUUCCACAUCAUCUCACUUCCUGUAGCCAAAUUCAUACCUUGCUUAUGAUGUACUUUUUGUCUUAAUAUUCUUACUGACAUCAAAAUUAUUGUGUCCAUUGCUUGUACUUAAAAUAUUGGCUAUUUAGGCAUUGUUAAAUUGCCAUCACUAAGCGUAUUUAACUAUGUAAAGUGUACGUUUAGCUCUCGAAGUGUUGGAGAAGUAAUUUUAAAUGGUAAGCAAAUUAUAUUUUGCUGUAAAUAUUAAUACGUAAUUUUUAUCCAACGAAGAAUUUAUUUACAAUUUUUUUGUUAAUUGGGUACUAAAGUGUCUGUAAGCCUGUGACCAUAUUAUCUUAAAUCGUGAUUAUUAUAAUAUAUUCAUAAAGUAUAUAUUAUUCAAAGAUUAUCUAUGAUAAUUCGUGGUUGUCAUGCAAGAAUUAUAAUUAUAGUUGUCACUUGUCAAUUUAUCAUGCUUUUGGCCGCAAGGAAUGCCGCCAACAAGACACAGUGUGCCACUAUUAGAAAUCGCACUACUCACCUUCAUUCCACCGUGGUAUAACUGUAUAAGGUUGAACCAAAGAAACUGGUUUCUGGUAUAGUAUAUGGCUAUAUAUUUUCAUAAGUAUUCGCUGGCAUAUCCACUUCAUUUUUUUUAUCUUAAUUCUAAAACUUCAGAAUUUUUUGUUUACUUAAUAAUAAUUAUUAACGAAGAAUAAUUUACGUUAAGUUCACCUCUAACUUCUAAGAUCUCACUUUGCUUAAGGUAUCACAGUACAAUAUUAUUCAUUUCUUUUCCUUUUUGAUAUUUUUGAUAAAUAUUCUUUCCUUUUACACAUUAUUUGAACAUAUUAUAAUUAAUUUAUAAUAUAGAUUGAUUUAUGUACCUAUCUAUUUGAUUGUUAGAUAUAGAUACUAAUGUCAUUCAAUUAUUGUAAGAAACUCUUAUAUUAAAAUUCACCGUUUAAUUUUCAGUGUCUACGAUUAUUUAGAAAUUUAGAAUUGUUCAACCAGUUGGAAAAAACAUUGAGAUAGCUUAUUAAUUAAUUUUGAUGAUUAUGGAAAAUAAUAUCCAUAUUUGAAGAAUUUCAUUUAACAGAGCUGUUAAUUUUUCUGUUUUGCAGUAAGUUAAAAUAAAAAUUACACAAUAUUUUUGAUACAGGAUGUUCAUUUAUUUUAUUCUCCCAAGAUGUUUUAGAUGUGGCAUAUACUUAAAAAAUAUUUUAAAUAGGAUUUAUUGGCAUUCAAAAUGUUUACUACAAUGUUUAAAUCACUUUUCAUCAAUAAUAAAAAAAAAAAUGAUGGAUCAAAAUGUCAAAUUGCAAACAAUACUUAUAGAAAAGAAAUUGAAUCCAAACUUAUUGGAUUGAAUAAAAUAUUGGAAAAUUCACAUAAUGAAAAUAGUUACUCCACAAAUCAACAUGACAUUAUUGAUGCUAUUGAAGUGAUGUCUAUCACUGAUACUAAUAUUCAUGAUGAUUGGAUUGAUAUUGGUUCAGUCGAUAAUUUUGAUGAUUCUAAAAGUGAAAUUAGUUCUAUUGGGGAAAACACUAAAACAACACAAGAUAUGGAUUCUAAUAAAAAAAAGACUGUUAACCGUAUUAAUAGUUUACAAUGUUUGUUUACGUGGAAUUUAAAACCAAAUAAUGGACAAAAUAUGAUUUUAAUGAUACAAAAUAAAUAUGGUGAAUACAAUUUGGAUAUUUCCUUACCUGAAUUCACAUUUAAAAGGUAGAUAAUUUUUUUAUUAACAAUUUGAAUGCAUACAAUUAAUUUAUAAUUUAUACAAUUAUGUUCCUAACAUGCCAAUAUGUUUUGAAAUAAUUGGUUUUAAUUUGUAUGGUUAGGUUUGUAGGUAAUUUAAUAAUUGCCUAUGAAAUGUUUCAUAUGGAUAAAACUGAACUUGGCCAAAUGAAAAUAUUAGAAAUUGGGAAAUGGCUUGAAGAAUUAGAUAAACUUGAUAAAGUUGAUGAAUUUUAUUUAUCUAUUAAUGUUGGCCUUAAACAUGUCAUGACAGGUACUUUUAUUCAUAUGUUAUUUGCUACAAAUCUAACUGGAGAAUGUAACUGGGUAAGCUAUAAUUUAUUCAUUCACUAUUUAAUUAUAUAUGUACUAGUGUCAUAUCACAUAUGUUAUAUUUUAUAAUCAACAUUUAUUCUACAACUUGUACUUGCUACUUUAUAAUUACUAAAAUUAAUUUUUUCAUCAAUAUAUAUUUUUUUUCUAUUGGUUUAUACUUUUUUAUAAUUUAUUUAGUAUUUCAAUGCCAAUUAUUUUGAUAUCUCUUAAUACAGGCUUGUAUGUGAAUACAAUUUUGAUCAAGUUUUAGAACCUCAAAAAUGUAUUCCAUGUUUAACUUAAAUCAAUUGCCAUUAAUUACCAUUGGCUUAGAGUUUGGCUAUAAGGUAUUAUGAAUUCAUUAAGACUGCUAUGAUUUAUAUAUGGUUCUAUGUUAGAUAUUAGACAUUUUUAAUAAUAUAAUUAACAAAUGGGAAAAUACCUAGAAGUAAUGUUUUAGGUAGAUAUUGCAUUAAUUGAUUAACCAUAUGUAGGUACUAGGUAACAUAUAACCUUGAUGCUAAUAUUUAAUACCUAUAAAGUAUAAUUUUUUUUUAGCUAUUAGAAAGUAUUACUUCUUUUGCCAAUAUGGAUCCUAAAUCAAGAGCUGCUGUAUAUGCAGUACAUUCAGCUGUAUUAAAUGAAUAUUAUAGAAAUCCUACUUUUUUAAAAAAAGCUUCUUAUUAUGCAAAAAAAGCGUGUGAUUUAGAUCCUAACACUUCCUAUUGGUUUUAUAUAUUUUCAAUUACAUUGACUGCUCAAAGGCAGUAUUUUCAAACUUGUAAAUCAAAGCCAACAGAAAAUGAAAUAAAUGCAAUUCAGCAAGCAAUUGUAUUGUCUGAUGGGAAAAAUACACUUUAUAAUUACCAAAGAAUGAGAUUAGACAAAGAUACUAUGAUAAAUGAUUAUUAUGAUAAAAAAAACAAAAACGACCCAUUGGUGUAUCAAAAAUUUGUCCAAGACAACCAAACUCUUGUUCAAAUGAUCAAGUAUGUAAAAUUAAUUUAUAUAAGCUUUAAAUUUUGAAUUAAGUAAUUUAUUUUAUUUUAGUUUUCUUUAGUAUUAAUUUUUAUAUUGGAACAUCAGUUAAGUAUUUAAGAGAAUGUUACACCCGCAUCUACUGUCUCAGUCCAACUACUGGGUAACAUGCAAAAACAAUGCUUAUGCGGAAUAAGCAAAACUAGCUUAAUUUUGACUUUAGAAUAAAAGUAUAUAUUUUAUUAGGAUAUGUCAGGGUUUUUGUAUUAUUCAAAAUGUACAGCUCAAUAUAUAAGAUAAAAAAACUUUUAUUUAAACUUUUUAAUAGUUCAUAAUUCAAAAAACACCUUUGAUAUUCCCUCCAAAAUAUUGUUCUCUAUACAUUUCAUACUAAGUACUUUUACUCUAAAGUCAAAAUUGAGCUAGUUUUAAUUAUUCUGCGUAAGUAUUGUUUUUGCAGGUUACCCGGUAGUUGAACUGAAACUUUAGAUGCCAAUAUAACGUCCUCUAAACUAUAUUAAAAUGUAUUUGAUGUUUUUGGUACAUGAAAUUAAAAACAAAUAAAACAUGUUUUCCAUAAUAUUUAAUCAAUUACAAAUACAAAAUAAUUGUAAUUAAUAAAUUAGUUUUCAAAACCCCUAUGCUUAUGAAAUUACAUUACAAAUUUUCAGAAAACUAUUUUGUUUAAUAAAAGCAUUUUUAAUAUUACUGUAUUAUAAUUUUAGAACUAUAAUAAGUAUGGAGCCAAAAGACCCUCUUUUAUUAGUUAAUUGUGCUAAAACUAUAAUGACUCUCCCAUUUAUGGUACGUGAUUUUAAUUUGGGAAAACAAUAUUUAACAAAAGCUUUGAAUAUGGCACCAAAUGAUAAAGCUGUUUUGGAAGCUGUUGAAAAAACAAUUCAAAUAUAUCAAAACAUAGUAAAACAUUUGUUUAAUACUUAACAUUUUAUUUUAUUAGUCAUUUAAAUUUAUUUAAACAUUUUAGUCUUAUAAGAAAAAAAAAAUACAAUCUGUAAAGAAACCACACCAACCACAAUUAAGAAAUAAAAUAUCAAAAUUAAAAGAAGAUUUAAGCAUUUUAGUAAUGAAACAUAAAAACGGUGAAGAUCUUAUUCCUCAUUUUAAUAAUUUGACUACAAAAUAUAAUGGAAUGGAUCAAUGUAAACUUAUGGCUCAGUUUUGUUCUUAUAACAUAUUAUUUGCAAAGAAUUUAAAAAAUGGCAUUGAACAGUUUAUUUGGUUAUCUGAAAAACCAGGAAUGGUGAAUAAUUUUUUAAUUACGGUAUGUAUUUAAUAGCAAAAAUAUAUGUUUACAUUUUCUAUUUAACUUAAAAUGUAUUUAAUGUCUUGUUUGUUUUUGGUUCAAAAAUUAUUGCACUUGCUUCGUUUUAAUAAUAGUUGAUUAAUUGAUUGUUAUUAUUUUAAAUUGUCUUAAGAGUACGUUAUACCUGCAUGUACUGGCUCAGUCCAACUACAGGGUAACAUGUUAAAACAAUGCUUUCACUGAAUAAGUAAAACUAGCUUAAUUUUUAUUUUAGAGUUAAAAUACCUAUUAUGAAAUUUAUAAAAAAAAAUAUUUUGUUGGGAAUGUUAUAGGGUUUUUGUAUUGUUCAAAAUAUAUAGCUCGAUAUAAAAGGUACAAAAAUCUUAAUUUUUUCUUUUUUAAUAGUUCAUAAUUCAAAAAACACUUGGCAUUCCCUCCAAAAUAUUUUUCUUUAUAAAUUUCGAAAAAAGUACUUUUACUCUAAAGUCAAAAUUAAGCUAGUUUACUUAUUCUGUAUAAGCAUUGUUUUUGCAUAUUACACAGUAAUAGGAUUUAAACAGUAGAUGUGGUUAUAACGUCCUCUUAAUAUUUUUUCAAAUAUCUAAAUUUUUUAAAUAAUAAUUUUAUUAAACAACCAAAUUAUUACCUAAUUAUCUAAAGUAUUAAUAAUAUCUACUUUCAAAGUUCAUAUUAAUUUUCAUAUAUUAUUUUUUUCUUUUGUUUCAGCAACAUUUUUCAUCUUUUGGCACAAAAAAGUUUAAUUUAGCUGAGCUAAUUUGUAAUGAAAUUAGAUUAGCUACAAAUGCAAGUGGCACUACGUCUGAGGAUAUGUUGUUUUAUUAUAAAAUUCUAGCUCAAAUCAUGGAAACAUAUAACUUAAACAUAAAAGACGUUGAUCCAUCAAUGAAAACAAAAUUAAUUGUCAAUUCAUCUGAUAGAACUAAAGGUACUAUUAAAACACAAAAGAGUGAGAAUGAUUCUUCAGAUCAUGAGAGUGUUAGCAAAAAAGAAAAUCAUAAACCAAAAACAUGUAAAACUACUGAUUCAAAAGUAUUAAAUAACCAGACUGAAUCAAACAAAACAUCAAAUAAGAAAAAUGCAAACCCAAAAAAUAAAAAUCCUCCGAAAAAUGUUCAAAAUAAACCUCACCAGUCAAAUACAAAUGAUUUAGAUGAAAAGAAAUAUAAAAUGGAAAAAUUGUUGAAUACUGUUGAAGGUAAGUCUAGAACUCCAACAUAUUUUAAUCCUACUCCAUUUCUCCCAGACAACAUUGCAAAUAUUCAAACGCAAGCUGAAAUAAAUCAAUUUACUCAAAGGAUGUAUGAAAACAUUUUGAAUAGAGGACAGCAACCAAAUUUUAUUCCACCUUACCAUAAUAAUUUUUUAAACCAAACAAAUAUGAACCCUUCAUAUGCACAGCACCUACCAUGUAUGAUAAGUUUAAGACCUCAAAGUCAAGAGGCUUUACACAAGCAACAAACAAAAAAGAAUAAUAAUAAAAAAAAAUAAGUUGAAAAAGUUC
Messenger RNA from Cinara cedri, 6043 nucleotides. NCBI's taxonomy places the organism in Eukaryota, Metazoa, Arthropoda, Insecta, Hemiptera, Aphididae. The record is from the annotation of a GenBank genome assembly.